Messenger RNA from Odontomachus brunneus, 2234 nucleotides. RefSeq lists its product as uncharacterized. Gene Ontology annotation, molecular function: protein binding. The record is from RefSeq and is a predicted model, not a curated record. NCBI's taxonomy places the organism in Eukaryota, Metazoa, Arthropoda, Insecta, Hymenoptera, Formicidae. The coding region runs from base 1057 to 2103 and encodes 348 amino acids. The transcript is spliced from 2 exons.
UCUUCUUUGUGCCAAAUUAGAAAGAAAUCGGAGUGUACUUUUUAAGUAGUUACUUUUUACUUGUUAGCAAAUUUCUCGCGUCUACAUAAUUUUCACUGUGACUGCAAGACUAGUUUUUUGAGUGAUUCAGUUUUUCAGUCGGUUUUGAUAAGCCGAUUCUUCGGGAAAUUUGUAGCAUCGCGCAUUAAUUACGUUUACAGGAAAUAAUCAGACAGAAACAAAAUCGGAAUAAGAAAAUUAUUUCUUUGCGUGCAUGCAUCAUGUAGGAGGAUUAAUCCGAUGUCUAAUUUCUUUCCUUUUGCAUCUCAACCUGAUCAAUUUGCCUUGUAUGUUUCAAAGCAUAGUCGAAAACAAGAAAGUUAUAAACUUUUUCUUCUUGAUGAAUUCCGAAGUGCAUUUUAUAUUUUGUAGGAAAGAAUCAACUUUGGGAAAAAUACAGGAAAUUUAUCUUGUGCAAAAAUACAAUAUGGAAGCGAAAUGUUGUAAUAGAACAGAUUAAUUAUCCUGCCUUUUCCGAUUUGAUUUCGUGAUUCGACAUCAUACGCAAACAUUCUGUUCAGGUGUUUACUUUGCAUCCGUGUUACCAACAAUCGCAUACCAUAAACUUUGAAUCUCGCGAUCGGUAAGAAUGCUCGAUGAAGAAAACGACGGUAGAGUGCGCUAAGAAGACUAAUAUAACGAAAGAGAAAGAGAGAAAGAGACAGAGAUACGGAUCAGCACGCUCUGACCAUCUGAAACAACGGCAAACGUUGCCACAGCUCAUUAAACUGUCAUACGACAUCGAAUGUCUUAUGUAUCGCGGUGGUUACUUAUUCUAAUUAUCUAAAGAAAUUUGUGACGAAAUCACCCGUCUUUCAGAAGGAAAUCUGUUAUUUAAAUAUUCGACACGCAUUAAGUAUUCGACACGAAUAUUCUCUAGGAAAAUUUAGGAUCAAAUCUGUCGUCUCAAUAUGUAAAGCUGACGUAAGAAGCCAUAUAGAGAACAAAAUCCGCAGGAAUAAACAAGCUCAAUAAUUGAGUCGUGUUACUUUUAAUGAAACUGACACACACCGGGUAAUGGAACCUAUAACAGAGGAAAUAUCUUCGUUAAAUGUUGAUAACAGAAUUUAUUAUACUUACUGCAACACGAAGGUGGUAUCGAAAAUGUACACAUUUGUGUGGUGUAUUACCGAAUUUUUUAAUAUAUAUAAAUUAGUUUCUCAUGUAAAGUUGAAUACAGAGGAGGAACGACUACCUUUUAAUAUUUGCCUGCAAGUUGAUAAUAAGAAGGAAAAAGUGACUUUUUACGUUAAGAGUACUCCGGCAAUUAAAACUAUGUUAUGCCAAGCUCAGUUGCAGUCAGGUUUGUCAACAGAUAAAUAUUACGUUUUACCCUGUGUGCGUGACGGUGAAAUUUACAGUUUUGAAAUAGAUUAUAUAUUUAUGACGACGGCAGGACUGGAAUUUACAUUAUAUGGCAACGUCAGAGUAAUCUUUAAAUUACAUUGCAUUGAAACCAUCUUACAUAACACUAUAGAUACCGUAGCAUUAAACUUUAAUGAUAGAAUUGAAAUAAAAGACUUACGUCCUGGCAUUUCCACAAUAAUUACGUUGAAAAUUCAGAAUACAGAAUUUGAAGUAAGUAAGGAAUUACUUUGUGCAAAGAGUGAAUAUUUCAAAACUUGGUUUGAUGUUAACGAAACUACAGUAGUAGAUAUAGACGAUGUAUCACUAGAAAUUGCACCAAUGCUUAAAAAUUUUAUAAAUAACGAAGAUUUAUCGAUGUUUCUACAAGAUGUUGACAUCUGCCACUUACUUGCGCUCUUUAAAGCAGCUAUAAUAUACAGCAUGAGAGAUCUUCAAAUACUUUGCAUACGAUGUAUAAAAGAGAAUAUUUUUAUUAGAGAGGAUAUUUUAGAGGGAAAUAUAUUACUAGAUGUUCUACUUUUUGCAGAUUUUUAUGAUAUCAAAGAUUUAUUGAAAUUUACUAUUGAUUUUAUUGCGUUAAAUAGCAAUUACAUAAAUAAUUCAUUUCAUCUAAAUAUCGAACAAAAUUACCCUACAUUAUUUGCUCUACUUAAAGGAGCUAAAAUAAAUACAUGCGAAGCGCACAGUGUUUUUUAAUAAUCGCAAAAUCUGGAAUUUGUAAAUUAAAGAACUCGUAGAAAAUGUAACUAAAUAUCGACUGACAUAUAAUAUAUUUUUAAAUUUUUAUUUUAAUAUAUUUUGUUUGCAAUAUUCAGGAAUUGUUUAUA